GGUAUCUCGUCGUGUUGGUACUGAUUUUUGUGUUUUGGCAGCAUUGUCACAGAUUUUAUGUACGCAUGUUUUUUUACGUGAAGCUAAUAACAUUUUGAGACUCUUGUUUUCGAGAACUUUGGUCUCAGCUUUCAAAUAAAAUAUUAGAGAUAUAAUUGACAUUUAUUAAUUAUUUUAUAUAUUAUUUAUUUUCUGUCAAAAUGAGAUAUGCUCAGCUAGUAAUGGGUCCGGCCGGCAGUGGCAAGGUAAUAAAUUGUUCGAUUAUGCAACGACACGCUGCUGACUCCAGAAAGACUGUAGAUGUUGUGAAUUUAGAUCCAGCAGCAGAAUAUUUCAAUUAUGAACCUUUAGCGGAUAUAAGAGAAUUGAUUCAAUUGGACGAUGCCAUGGAAGAUGAUGAGUUUAAUUUUGGACCAAAUGGUGGACUUGUAUUCUGUAUGGAGUAUCUAGUUGAAAAUGCAUCUUGGUUGGAAGAGAAAUUAGGUGACACAGAUGAUGAUUACAUAAUAUUUGACUGUCCAGGACAAAUUGAGUUAUAUACUCAUAUGACUGUAAUACGGCAGCUGAUAGCCACCUUACAGAAACUUAACUUCCGUAUAUGUGGAAUAUUUCUAAUAGACGUUCAAUUUAUGAUAGAUGCGUCAAAGUUUCUGUCAGGUACUUUGGCUGCUCUUAGUGUCAUGAUAAACUUAGAAAUUCCACAUAUCAAUAUCCUUAGUAAAAUGGACUUGCUAUCAAAAAACACGCGGAAAAAAUUAGACAAUUAUAUCGAUCCCGAUCCAUAUAGUUUAUUAGCAGAUACAGAUGGAGAUCCAUGGAACGAGAAAUACCGCAGUCUUACAGAGAGUCUCGGUAGAAUCAUAGCAGAUUAUAGCUUAGUGCGUUUUUUGCCAUUAAAUAUCAAAGAUGAGGAAAGUAUCGCGGACAUAAAAUUAACGAUCGAUAAUACUAUACAAUAUGGCGAAGAUGCAGAUGUAAAAACGAGGGACUUUGAUGAACCAUGCGCGGAUAACGAAGCAGAUGAAUCCUAAACUCACUUUGUAAAAAAAAAAA
Molecule: messenger RNA, 1053 nt
Organism: Pogonomyrmex barbatus (red harvester ant)
Lineage: Eukaryota; Metazoa; Arthropoda; Insecta; Hymenoptera; Formicidae
Product: GPN-loop GTPase 3
Molecular function (GO): GTPase activity
Source: RefSeq, a predicted model, not a curated record